AUGACCAAAAGGGGCCGGGGUCAGCGCCGCGAGAAUGCAAACACAAAUAGUGUCGCAGUUGCUGACACAGCUUCCACUCCUGCCACGAAGGGGUGUGUGGAAAAAAAGGGACACGCAGCGGUAGACCAUCUUGAUCUCUUCACUCCGUUGUUGCAGUACUACGUCGCGCUUGCAACAACUGUCGACAACGGCUAUGCUAUCCCCGCCAAUGACGAUGAUGACAAUGCACAGCUGUGCAACGACACCGCGGCAAAUGGCGACAGAAUGAAGAAUGACGUGGCGACCGACGCGCGGCAGCAACUCGCCAGUUUUCCACCACCCCACCGCCGCUAUGAGGUGUUGCAGGCCUUUGUUAUUCCCAACACAGUGAGCGCCUAUCUGCGUCGUGUGCCGCUGCUGCAGUUGCCGUCCUCAGCAUCAGCUGAUGAUGUGGGUGGUGAUGAUGAUCAUGAUGGCAGCAACAAGAAGCGGCACCGGGUUGAGUCCUCAGCCCAUCAUCAUGGUAGCAAUACCAACAACAACAACAACAACAGCAAAGGCAGUCUGGAGGACGUGCUUGCGUCUAUUCGUGGAGCGGCGGAUGCGCGCCUUCCACCCUUUGCAAAUGACGCUGAGUUCAUCGCCGCGCACGAGGGACGGUACGUGUGGAAGGACUGGGCCAGCUACACCUCCAGCAUGGUAUGCGGCAACGGGCAGCUGGAGCGCGUGGUGCUAAUGGCGAAGCUGGACUUGUACUGGCAGUGCCGCCCGUGCCAGAGCGCGGCAGCAGAGCUCUUCACAGAGCACAUCGCCAUGCGACUGCAGAAGAUGCGGCUUUCACCCCGCGUGGUGCGUGUCGCGCAGAAGUUGUCGCUGGUGCAGCACGAGCUGGAGGCACUGACGUACCUCCUGGUGUGUCACUGCGGCUCUGUGUGGCCGCUGAGCUGCGCGGGCAGUGGUGCCCUCACCCCCGCCGCGCUCGCACACCACAACGGCCUCAGUCCGUUCCAGCUGAUGCACUUCCUCGCUGACUACCGCGAGCACAUGAAGCAGGGCAUGCUCCUCUCCGACAUCAAGUACAAGUGCAGCUUCAUGGACUGCAGGCUGGCGAUUCCGCAGGAGGUGAUCGCCGCGCUCUCUGGAGACCGUCUGUCGGAGGAGCAGCUGAUCAAGUUGGAGAAAACGGCACUCGCAGAGAUACUUGUGGCGGAGCGCACACCUGAGGCAGGAAACGCUGGUGGUGCUAGUGUUGUAGACGGUAAAACUGGUUCACCACGAAGUAACAACCCGGAACACAGGCGAGGCGCUGACGAUGAUAUGGCGUCAAACGACAGCAGUGACUGCAGCACAUCUGUACUGGACGCACUUGGUCUUGAGGCGGUGCUGCUGCAAGCGGGUGACGAGGUUGUCACUGAGAAUGUGGUGGCGGAGCGAAUGCAGGGCAUGCCUCCAAACCGAUCUCACCCCUCCCACGAGCAACAGCAGAGCCAUGCAAAGGAUGGCCGCAACGGCAGUGUGGCGUCGUCAACGUCGUGUGCAGUGGCCGCGGCCGCGACAAAAGUGGAAGCAGCAGCGAAUGCGAUCGCCACACACAGUAUCCACACACCCUAUGAGAGCGACAUUGAGUACAUGGAUGAAUCGUUCAAGUUGCUGGCGAACGUUGUGCGUCUUCGUGGGGCGGAGAGCGACAUGAAGGACGAGGAUGAGGCCAUGUUCACGCCCAAGAACAAGGUGGAGGCGACAAUGCGGGAGCUGCGAGGCAAGGUACGCGUUGCGACAGCCGUCCACCAUGCGCGCACGGCGGCGACGAUGAAGGAAGGGAAAUUCCUCCCACGCAUAGAGGCGCUGUCGCAGAAGCUGCAGCUGUCGGAUCUCGAGAAGCGCAUUAUGUUGCUGCUGGUGGGGAAUGUGGUGUCGCACGACAUUCUCAUCGCCAUCAAUGGCCGCUACGUGAUGCGGGAGGGGCAGCGUGUGUUGACUGUUGGCUACAUUCUCUUCGUUUUGUGCGACACGCUGAGGGAGCGUGUGGCGGCGCGCAAGUCCUUCUACCAGUCCGGCCCGCUGCUGUCGAACGGUGUGCUGUCGCUCUCGCUUGACGGCGGCGGCCGCACGUGCUUCAACACGGACCUCAUGGACUACGUUGUUGAUAUUGACCGCAAAAUCGUCGACCACCUGAUGGGCACCGACACCGAGACGGCGGAGAUGGUCCCUGGAUCGCGCCUCUACACACCGACAGUCCCGAUGGCGAACGUUGUGCUGCCCCAUAGCGUCACCGACCUCGUCCUCACCACGAUCCAGCACUACAGUAUGUUCGAGGAGUGCAAACGCAGUUGUGGCUUUGGCGAAGGCCUCGGCGCGAGCACGAGCGGUCUGGUGUUUCUCUUCUACGGCCCGAGCGGCACCGGCAAGACGAUGCUCGCAAACGCCGUCGCCUACGAACUGCACAAGCGUAUCCUGCUUGUCAACCUGCUGCAGUUUAAGAGUGACGUCAAGGCGCCGGAGAUGCUGCGCUUCAUCCUUCGUGAGGCGAAGCUCAACGACGCUAUGGUGUUCUUUGACGAGUGCGAGUCCAUAUUCGAGUCGCGUGAAUCCAACCCGCUCGUUACGUCUAUCCUCGCCGAGUUCGAGAAGUACGACGGGCUCAUCGUGCUCGCGACGAACAAGGCGCAGGUGAUCGACGAGGCGAUGAACCGCCGCAUCUCCCUCAUGGUGGAGUUCCGCCUGCCGGACCAGCAGAUGCGGGAGAAGAUAUGGCGCGCCCACCUCCCGCGUCAUCUCGCGCUGCACGACGACGUCUCCUUGACGUCGCUGGCGCUCAACUACGAGCUCUCCGGCGGCCUCAUCCGCAACGCCACCAUCGCCGCGCUCAGCAAGGCGGUCGCGCGCGAGAACACCACGGCACCGACGCUGCGCAUGCAGGACCUCGAGGAGGGCGCGCGGCUGCAGCUGCGCGGCUUCUUCCUCGCCGCGGAGAAGCCGGCGGGCGCGUCGACGGAGUCGUACUUCACGCCGAAGCGGCCGCUCAGCGAACUCGUGGUGGAGCCGCAGACGCGGCAGGAACUUGACGCGGUGGUGCGUCUCGCGAAGGGGCGCAGCACUCUUUUCUCGCAGUGGGGCUUCAGCGAGGACGACUGCGCGGAUCAGGGAGCGCUGUACCUCUUCCAGGGCCCCAGCGGCACCGGCAAGAGCCUCGCCGCGGAGGGCAUCGCCUACGAGUGCGGGGCGGCGAUACGCCUGUGCAACGUGGCGGAACUGCUGCUGGUGGAGGGGCUCAAGGUGCACGACGUGUUUGGCGAGGCACGCAAGCUCGGCGCUAUUGUGCUCUUCGACGAGGCGCAGGUGCUCUUUAACCACUCCGAGCAGAGCGUGCACGUGGCAAAGCUGAUCCACUACCACGCGAUGCGCUACCCGCGGCCCGUCAUCUUCAUCGCGACAACAGGGACGGCGGAUGCGAUGAGCGUCGACGCGCGUGCGACGCCGCUGCUAUUCCAGCAGCAGAUACACUUCCGCAUGCCGACGCGGCAGCUGCGCCGCGAGCUGUGGCGACGUGCACUCCCGGAGAAGAUGCCGCGCGACGAGGAGGGCAUUGACCUCGACGAGCUGAGCGAGGCGCAGGUGUCGGCGAAGCUCAUCCGCGCCGCGGCAUUCAGUGCGUGCUGCAGAGUGGCGAUGCUGGGUACGGAGAACCGCAGGCUGACGAUGCGGAUGCUGCGCGAGGAGCUGGAGAACAUGCAGCUCAGGGAGAGUCACCGCCGGCCGCGCAGUCUGAUGUUCGCGUAA
Trypanosoma grayi is the source of this 3759-nucleotide messenger RNA. Its product is annotated as AAA ATPase. Lineage: Eukaryota; Euglenozoa; Kinetoplastea; Trypanosomatida; Trypanosomatidae. The transcript has a single exon. The record is from RefSeq and is a predicted model, not a curated record. Gene Ontology annotation, biological process: proteasome-mediated ubiquitin-dependent protein catabolic process. Gene Ontology annotation, cellular component: proteasome regulatory particle, base subcomplex. The coding region runs from base 1 to 3759 and encodes 1252 amino acids. Gene Ontology annotation, molecular function: proteasome-activating activity; ATP hydrolysis activity; ATP binding.